AUGGCGUCCUCGGAGUUGCUGGGCGCGCUCAAUCGGCGCCGGGAGAUGGCGGAAGCAGCUGGUGCUGUUUUCGAGGGGUCUCCGCGGGCCUCGGCGGCGGACACGGUCUGGGACAAGCACCACGAGACGCAGUUCACGCCAAAAGGCAAACAUCGGCUGCCUGACGAAUCCAGGAUGCAGAGAAUCGAGCAGGCGGAGGAGGAGUCGGCAGGGACCAUCACCCCGCCGGAGGAACAUUCACCCCCGCCUGGCAAGGUCCGCGCCAAAGAGAGCCCCGCUGAAAAGGCGGCGCGGCGUGCGCGGGUUUCUGACUUCGGAGGCCCCGUGGCGACCGAGUCCCUAGAGAACGACAAGGCUGUGGAGGUGCUCCAGGAAGCUUCACCUCAGGAGGCGAAAGCGAGGUCCUUUGCUGAACCGCUUCUGCCACCAGUUCAGGUUCAGACUGAGGCUCGGAGCCUGCCCAGGGUGUACGCGCAGUCCAUUGAUGUGUCCAUGGUGCAGGAAGACGCACCAUCGACGCCGCUGGAAUGGCUGCGGCAGGCCUGCCGGGACAAGCUGCAGUUCCAGGGGGAAGCGUGGACGAACAAGCCUUCCCUGAAGUUGAGCGCUCCCUCCUGCACGGUGACGGCCAUCUGUGGCUACGACCACAAGUGGCUGGAGCCGGACCAGUGCAUCGUCACCAACGGCACUGAGUUCAUGGAGGGCCCUGUGGCUGACGUUUGCGUCCUGGAGGCCCGGCAACCCCCGGAGGAGCGGCUGGACUGCACUGGCCGUGGCCCUUUCGAGGAGAACUGCAUCGCGUUCAGUCCUGAAGGGAAGAUCAACUCGGAGUUUGCGGGCAGCCACUUGGCAAAACAAAGAGUGAUGAGAAACGUGGCAGCCAGUGUGACGACAGAUGACUUGACCGAACUGGUGGAGUUCGUCGCCUUCACCCAGCCCUUCGUGGAUAAGAUCGACUGGAGGGCUAUCACGACCAAGAUGCAAGAGACAUUAAAGACGGUGAAGACCCCGUGGCCGCCCGGGUUUGGCUCUCCAGCGCUUUGCGCUGAGCCUCAAAACACCGCCUGCGAGGGGAUCGUGGCCAACAUCAGCUUUCGGGCCACUGCGGUCGCCUUGAAGUCGCAGGCUAAGCAUGUGGGGUGGCUAGAACCGCUAGGAACAGAAGCGAAGAAUCCGAUCAGCAAGCAAGACAAGCAAACAUCGCGACAGGACAAGAGAGACAUCGAGACGGCCCUUCUCAUGCAGGCGCUCGCGCACGGAGAACCUGGGCUUCAAUGUGAAGAGCGGUGGCUGCGAGCAGUGUCUUGUGAAAUAUCAGCGCGUGCUAGCUUUGAUUUUUCCAAAAAUGAGGUGAUGGACUGCCCCCAAGAGUAUCCAGUGGAGUGGUACUUGUCCCACGGCAAAUCUCUGGCACGCGAGCUGGGCGUGCCCAACGAUGUUGAUGUCUCCUCGGUUCAUAUUGCACGGGCCCCGGCUUGGUUUUUUUUGGCGAUUAUUCCGACGGGGCGGCAAUGGGGCGGUUGGCCUGCGGCGUCUGAUUCGUGCUGGGGCGAGGCUGAAGAGACAUUCAACGGCAAGUUCGACAUCAGCGGCUUGGUGUUCAGCCAAGAGGAGACAGAAAGGCGGUUGGACGCUGGGCACGCAUUGCGAGACAGUCUGCAAAUGUCUGCACUUCUGUGCUUGCAUCGAAUCAAGUUUAACAGCGGUUCGGUGACUAUUGAAGACUAUGCCAGUUGGUUCAGCCGUUAA
Symbiodinium sp. CCMP2592 is the source of this 1749-nucleotide messenger RNA. NCBI's taxonomy places the organism in Eukaryota, Dinophyceae, Suessiales, Symbiodiniaceae. The record is from the annotation of a GenBank genome assembly.